AUGGAAAAUGGCGUUAUGAAAAGAAACAGUCGCGGGCUACGGGCAAAUAAAGUUUUCAGAGCAGCAUGGGCAACACCAGCAGUGAGAGAAGCGCAGCGGAGAAGACACAGCGGCGAGAGAGCCGUGGUGGCAAAGAUGGUGCUCGACCCAAAAUCCUAAUGGACAGUGUGGAGGACGGAGACCUCUUCCAAACAGAUGAUGCCAAGGAGUUUCUAGCCUGGCAGCAUGAUCAGGAAUCAGAGGCUAAAGCCCUGCCAGAGGAAAGGCCCACUGUGUUCCGCUGGAAUGGUCCGGGGAAAGAGAUUUACUUGUCUGGCUCCUUCAAUAACUGGUCAAGCAAAAUCCCCUUGAGUAAAAGUCAUAAUAAUUUUGUGGCCAUAAUUGACCUGCCUGAAGGAGAGCACCAGUAUAAGUUCUAUGUGGACGGACACUGGACGUUAGACCCCAAAGAGCCUUUUGUGACUAACAAGUCAGGUGUGGUGAAUAAUGUAAUUAAAGUGAGGAAAACAGACUUUGAGGUUUUCGAUGCACUGAAGACAGACUCUGAGAAAUGUGCCGAUUUGUCAGACUUAUCCAGCUCCCCACCUGGACCGUACCAUCAGGAUUCCUACUCGACCAAAUCAGAAGACAAACUGCGCACUCCUCCUAUACUCCCACCACACCUGCUGCAGGUGCUACUCAACAAAGACACUGGAAUCUCUUGUGACCCAACCCUGCUGCCUGAACCAAACCAUGUGAUGCUCAACCACCUGUACGCCCUUUCCAUCAAGGAUGGUGUGAUGGUCCUUAGUGCGACGCACCGUUACAAAAAGAAGUAUGUGACCACACUGCUGUACAAGCCUAUAUGAUCUCAAUCCAUCAACCUGUUAUCUCUGGUUUCUGCCUUAUACAGUCGUAUACUGCUAAAUAUUAUUCUUUAAAGAAAGUGACCAGACCUAUCAUACACCAGCAAACUCGCAUGUCUAUGUGAGUUUAUAUUUGUCUGUUUCUGAAUGUCAGCUUCUGAUCCAUAAACCAUUAUCUACAGUGUCUGCACAACUGUGUGUUUGCUAAAUGUAAAAAAUAUAAUUUCUUAUGAAGCUUGCAGACAUGUAAGUGUUUUGUAUGUAGCUUUUCGGUUUAUAAAUUUCAAAAUACUCCUAGAUCAUUAAAAGGACAUCUGAGAUGUCUGUUGUCAUCUAUUCUUUGAGUUCUUGAUUCCAGGAAUGUCACUAAAGACUUUUGACAUUUAAUCUGAACAUUCCCAUCAUGUUGCUCUGGAUUUAGAGAAAUCUGCAAAUACAAUGGUGAACCAUAAUAUGUUGAUGAAUGGACCACUGUGUUAAUAAAAUGCACACUAAAACAUUA
This is a messenger RNA of Carassius carassius (crucian carp), 1347 nucleotides long. Its product is annotated as 5'-AMP-activated protein kinase subunit beta-1-like. Lineage: Eukaryota; Metazoa; Chordata; Actinopteri; Cypriniformes; Cyprinidae. Gene Ontology annotation, cellular component: nucleus; nucleotide-activated protein kinase complex; cytoplasm. Gene Ontology annotation, biological process: signal transduction. The record is from RefSeq and is a predicted model, not a curated record. Gene Ontology annotation, molecular function: protein kinase binding. The coding region runs from base 66 to 848 and encodes 260 amino acids. The transcript has 8 exons.